GGGCUACACACUGACAGGACCGCGUUGAAUUCGCUGUAUCCUUUUACUGAUUGAUACGUCAUUUGUUAUUUUCUCCUGUGAGGCAGGGCCCUAGCCCCCCGCUGUAAGUUCAUGGAGAAAGUUAGAAGUUCUUCUCUCGUAUUGGUCAAUCGCGCUCCUGCCUCUUCUAAUAUUCACAUUCAUCGUGCGCCAUAAGAAAAGUGUACAGUCCGUUAAUAGUUCUAUUCGGUAAAAAAGAAAAUGUUUCAGGCCUUCUCAAGGAUUACUUUACCAGGUGGAAAGGACUUUUUUGGUCCGGUUGUUAACCAGGCUACAUUUCAUCGACUCAGCGGUGCUUUGUGGCAAAAAUCUGCAGUAAAUAAACUGCCACCAGAUCUUCCAGAAAUGCCUCCCUGUGAUUUUAAACCUGAGGAGUAUAAGUCACUGUCUGGGGAACGCAUGCUGGAGAUCAGAAAGAGAAAUUGCAACCCCAUAAUCAUGAGGAACACCUAUUACAAGAAACAUCUGCACGUACAUCAGGGCUACAUGCAGUGGCUCUGGGACAUAAACGGGAGGAGGUACCUUGAUCUCUUCUCUGGUGUGGCCACUGUCAGUGUUGGACACUGCCAUCCAAAGGUGAAUGCAGCAGCCCAGAAACAGAUGGGACGACUGUGGCACACGACAAACAUCUACAUGAAUUCACCAAUCCACGAGUAUGCAGAGAAACUUGCAUCGCUUCUCCCAGACCCACUGAAGGUCAUUUACCUAACAAACAGUGGCUCGGAGGCUAAUGACCUUGCUAUGCUCAUGGCAAGGGUGUACACGGGGAACUUUGAUGUCAUUACUUUCAGAGGUGGAUACCAUGGUGCCAGUCCUUAUGCUAUGGGCUUGACAUCAAUGGCUGCCUUUAAAUACCCAAUUGCAACCGGAAUCGGUUGCCAUACUACUAUGUGCCCAGAUGUCUUCCGUGGUCCGUGGGGAGGAAGUCAUUGUCGCGAUUCACCUGUUCAGACCAUUCGGGAAUGUAACUGCUCCCCAGAUUGUUGCCAAGCAAAGGACAUGUACAUUCAACAGCUCAAAGAAGUUCUCAAUACCAGUGUAUCACAGCAGAUAGCUGGGUUCUUUGCUGAGCCCAUACAGGGUAUUGGAGGAGUAGUUCAAUAUCCAAAGGGGUUCCUGAAGGAGGCCUAUAGGCUGGUCCGAGAAAGAGGAGGAGUGUGCAUUGCUGAUGAGGUUCAGACUGGAUUUGGCCGUACAGGAAGUGACUUGUGGGGCUUCAAGGCCCAUGACGUUGUUCCAGAUAUUGUUACCAUGGCAAAGGGAAUUGCAAAUGGUUUCCCAAUGGGAGCUAUAGUUACCACACAAGAGGUUGCAAAUGCAUUGACCCGGGGGUCACAUUUCAAUACUUUUGGAGGAAACCCAGUUGCCUGUAGCAUAGCAUCCUCAGUGCUUGAUACCAUUGAGGAAGAUGGUUUGCAGCAAAACAGCGCCCAAGUUGGGACCUAUCUGCUGACUGAACUUGCCAAACUGCGGGAUAAAUUUGAUAUCAUUGGUGACGUCCGUGGAAAAGGGCUUCUCAUAGGGGUUGAAAUGGUGAAGGACAAGGUAAGCCGUGAGCCACUACCAGGAGUAGAGAUGAACGAGAUCUUCGAAGAUUGUAAAGACAUGGGCCUGCUAAUUGGAAAGGGUGGAGUCUACGGACAGACAUUCCGGAUCAAGCCUCCUAUGUGCAUCACUAAAGAUGAUGCUGAUUUUGCACUUGCAGUCUUUGGCCUGGCUAUACAGAGGCAAAUGGAGAGGAGAUUAUAAAAAGCUGUCAAGGCACAAUGAAAGAACAUUCAUCACAUCCCUCCUUGAAUUAGUAAUUAACCAGCACAGAAGAUUAAAAUGACACAUCUGAAUCCUAUAUCACAAUGAGACCUGAUAGACUUGAUAUAUUUUAUAGUUUUAAUCAAGACUACAAUUUCUAAGUGUUGUUUACAGAAUCAGGAACUUUCUUUUUAUAAAAAGCCUUAACCUGAAUUACAUUUUAAAACGCCUUAUUUACAAGCAAAACACAUGUAUGUUAAGUGCUCAUAGAACUUGUUGCGUUUCUACAAUUUUUGAAUUGACUACUUUGAAAUCCCUAAAUUAAAUGUCUUCUUGUUUA
Acipenser ruthenus (sterlet) is the source of this 2128-nucleotide messenger RNA. RefSeq names its product alanine--glyoxylate aminotransferase 2 (gene agxt2). Lineage: Eukaryota; Metazoa; Chordata; Actinopteri; Acipenseriformes; Acipenseridae. The record is from RefSeq and is a predicted model, not a curated record. Gene Ontology annotation, cellular component: mitochondrion. Gene Ontology annotation, biological process: glyoxylate catabolic process. The coding region runs from base 241 to 1788 and encodes 515 amino acids. Gene Ontology annotation, molecular function: L-alanine:glyoxylate transaminase activity; pyridoxal phosphate binding. The transcript is spliced from 14 exons.